Molecule: messenger RNA, 1021 nt
Organism: Lolium rigidum
Lineage: Eukaryota; Viridiplantae; Streptophyta; Magnoliopsida; Poales; Poaceae
Product: WRKY transcription factor WRKY71-like
Exons: 3
Coding region: 1-744 (247 amino acids)
Biological process (GO): regulation of DNA-templated transcription
Molecular function (GO): DNA-binding transcription factor activity; sequence-specific DNA binding
Source: RefSeq, a predicted model, not a curated record
AUGCUGGCUGCGGAUGGUGGUCCGGCGAGCGCGCGCGACGCGGCUGGGCGGGCAAGGUCGAGGGAGCGCCGAGCAACGGAUGCACGCGUGCGCGCGCCGGCGAGGAAGGCCGCCGGGUGGCCUGCUGGGAGAAGAGGCGGUCAGUUCAGUUCGCGUUCGGGCCCGACCGACCAGACGGAGUGCACGUCCGUCCAGGAGCCCAGCAAGCGCGUCCGCGCCGACGAGUGCAAGCCCAGCAGGGUCUCCAAGAGCUACGUCCACGCCGACCCCGCCGACCUCAGCCUCGUGGUUAAGGACGGGUACCAAUGGCGAAAAUACGGGCAGAAGGUGACCAAGGACAACCCGUGCCCGAGGGCCUACUUCCGGUGCUCCUUCGCGCCGGGGUGCCCGGUGAAGAAGAAGGUGCAGCGCAGCGCCGAUGACGUGACCGUGCUGGUGGCCACGUACGAGGGCGACCACAAUCACGGCCAGCCCGCCGCCAAGCACGAGGGCGCCAAGAAGAGCGACGCCUCCGCCGGCGCUGCUGUCCGCAUAUCGCCACCGGCGCCCGUCGUGCAGCAGUUGCAACACCACCAGCAGCAGCAGCAGCAGCAACAGCUGAAACAAGAGGCGGCAGCGGAGGCCGAGAGGAAGAACCUGGCGGAGCAGAUGGCGGCGACGCUGACCAGGGACCCCGGGUUCAAGGCUGCCCUCGUCUCUGCGCUCUCCGGCCGAAUCCUGGAGCUCACGCCGUCCGGCCAAUAGUUGAUCGAUAAAAGCGACGACGUCGCCUUCUUCCAUUAGCAUUGACAGCUGAAAUUAUAGCUGCUUAGACCACGUACACGAUCACUGUGUUUAGCUUAAUUUGAGCUGCUUCGAUUAGCCGCCGCGCGCGACGACGAGAUUAAUUGUAUAUACUUGCUUGUGCCAGCGCUACAUGCAUUGCUGCCCCGCCGGCCGGCGUUGGAUUUGUGCAACAUUUUGUAUAAGUUGGUGUACGGAAGCAGCUCCAUUAGAAUUAAGAUUUAAAUUCUUGAUGCAA